Messenger RNA from Sceloporus undulatus (fence lizard), 2087 nucleotides. RefSeq names its product transmembrane 7 superfamily member 2 (gene TM7SF2). Gene Ontology annotation, molecular function: oxidoreductase activity, acting on the CH-CH group of donors, NAD or NADP as acceptor. Gene Ontology annotation, cellular component: nuclear inner membrane; endoplasmic reticulum membrane. The record is from RefSeq and is a predicted model, not a curated record. The transcript has 11 exons. NCBI's taxonomy places the organism in Eukaryota, Metazoa, Chordata, Lepidosauria, Squamata, Phrynosomatidae. Bases 310 to 1569 code for a protein of 419 amino acids. Gene Ontology annotation, biological process: sterol biosynthetic process.
GCCCGGGGCACAUGGAACCAGAGACAGACCAAAGAGGUUGGCACGAGACAGUGACCUUUACACUACAUGCCUUGGAAUCCUGGUCUUGCCAAGGGUGGCAUCCGAAAUAGCAUCAUCCACCAUCCUGGGCCAGCCAAGACCCAUCAUCCCCAUUAGAACCAAUGAGACAGGUGGGAUGCCGGCUGUCUGCCAAGGAGGGUAAAGUUCCAGGCCUAACAAUAAACUCAGGAGUGAAAAUUCACGGCUUCUCGAGAGGAAACGUCCCCCGGAAAGGAUCUCUCUCUGGCCUGGGAUCUGCUUCACUGGAUCAUGGAUCGACUCAAGGUCCCACGCACCAAAGAACUGGAAUUUGGGGGUGUCCUAGGGGCUGCUGUCUUGACCUUUCUGAUGCCCGCCACUGUCUUCUACCUGCUGCUGGUUUGCAGGACAGAGGAGGCCAGCCUUUGGAGCCUGCCCUUGCCUUUGCCCACCCUCCGUUCCUUAUGGAGCCCCCGGGAUUUCGUCCUGGUUUUGGCCUGGAUGGCAUUGCAAGCCUUGCUCUACAUGCUGCCCAUGGGGAAGGUGACGGAAGGGACAGCCCUUCGAGACAAAACGCGGCUCCAGUAUCGUAUAAACGGGUCCCACGCCAUGAUGGUCACGGCGCUGGUCAUCGGAGCCGGCUUAGCGGCGGGUUUGCGCCUCAGUUACAUCUACGACCACCUUUUGCAACUGGCUGCCUCAGCCACUUUGGUGGCCUUCGCUCUGAGCAUCUUCCUCUACGUCAAGGCCUUGCUCGCACCCGAGACGGCGCUGGCUCCGAGUGGGAAUUCAGGGAACCCCGUUUACGAUUUCUUUAUGGGCCACGAAUUGAACCCGCGUCUCGGGGCCUUUGACCUGAAGUUCUUCUGUGAGCUGCGUCCGGGUCUUUUGGGAUGGGCCCUGGUCAACAUGGGCAUGUUGGUGAAGGAGACCGAACUGAGGGGCAACCCCUCCUUGGCCAUGGUCCUGGUGAAUGGCUUCCAGCUCCUUUAUGUGGUGGACGCCUUCUGGCACGAGGAGGCCAUCUUGACCACGAUGGACAUCGUCCACGACGGUUUUGGUUUCAUGCUGGCUUUCGGAGACUUGACUUGGGUGCCUUUUCUGUACAGCCUCCAGAGCUACUUCUUGGUGACCCAUCCGCAAAAGCUGAGCCUGCCCAUGGCUGGAGGGAUUGUCCUGCUAAAUGGCCUGGGCUAUUCCAUUUUCCGUGGGGCUAACUCCCAGAAGAACACUUUCCGACGCAACCCCACAGACCCCAGAGUGGCAGGACUUAGAACCAUCCCGACGGCGACAGGGCGGCGUUUGCUGGUCUCCGGCUGGUGGGGCUUUGUCCGGCAUCCCAACUACUUAGGAGACCUUAUCAUGGCCUUUGCGUGGUCCUUACCCUGCGGCCUGACCCACAUCCUGCCCUAUUUCUACGUCCUCUACUUCACUUUGCUCCUCAUCCACCGGGAAGCCAGGGACGAGCACCAAUGUCUGCGCAAAUAUGGCUUAGCCUGGCAGGAGUAUUGCCGCCGCGUCCCGUACAGGAUCUUCCCGUAUCUCUACUGAGCCACCCCCCGGACACUCGGCUCUCACACCGAGGGCUUGAAUUUGGGGACACAGGAGCCACCGAGGAGAAAACAAGGCACCAUUAUUGUCUGUGUACAGCUCUGCUUCCAAAUCAAAGGGGCAUCUUUCUCCCAUUCGGGAAACCAUUCUUUUGCCUCCCAUUCUGUGCCUCCGGCGCAGCAAACACUUCGGUCUCAGAAAUGCCUCUUUUGCCGAGCCUCAGUUUGUUCAGAGACCUUUUCUGGGGACACGUAAAAAUCCAAAUUUGACGCAAAUCCUCAAAGCCAGAUUCUGCGACCGGAAUUUGCAUUGCGCAAACUGGCAGGUAUUUACAAAUCCAUUCUGCAUUUGGAAUACAAGACAAAAAGCAUCGAGUUGUGCCCCAAAACAAGGUUGCCAGCCUUUUCCUGGCUCCUAAGAGUUUUGGAGGAGGACACAACCAGAAGCCAAAUUUGGGUUUGGGAUCAAACUGGUGUUUCGGUUGUCUGCAAGCAAUAAACAUGACUGAUAUACAUAUG